Messenger RNA from Spirodela intermedia, 2601 nucleotides. The record is from the annotation of a GenBank genome assembly. NCBI's taxonomy places the organism in Eukaryota, Viridiplantae, Streptophyta, Magnoliopsida, Alismatales, Araceae.
AUGCGCUCGGAACCGGAAUCGCUCGCCCCGCCGCCGCGGGGCGAGGCGUGCUGCUCCUGCGGCUGUGUGCGGUGCGGCGCCACGGCGGGAUGGCGUCGCUCUGUCAAGAGGAAGGUAGAGGAGAUAGAGGGGAGCGAUGCGCCCCCCAGACGGGGUGGGUGCUCGAUCCAUGUCGAUGUGGCGGCUCGGGUGGACGUGGAGAACGAGGUGGCGGCCCUGCGGGAUGCCGUGGCAAGGCACCAGAAGACGGUUGCCGAUCUGUACGCGGAGCUGGAGCAGGAGAGGGCGGCGUCGGCUUCCGCGGCGACCGAGGCCAUGUCGAUGAUCCUUCGGCUGCAGCGGGAGAAGGCUGACGUGCAGAUGGAGGCACGCCAGUUCAAGCGGUUCGCAGAGGAGAAGAUGGCUCACGACCAGCAGGAGCUGCUGUUUCUCGAGGAUCUUAUAUACAAGCGCGAGCAGUCACUCCAGACCCUUUCUUGCGAGGUCCAGGCCUUCCGCCAUCGCCUCCUCAGCCACGGCGUCGAUCCCAACUCUGUCUCGCCUACCGGAGGGGAGGAUGAUAGCGAAAGAGACACUCAAUAUGAUUAUCCGACCUACCAAUACCCAUUAUUGAGGUGCUGCGCGGAUUCUCGACGGCUGAACCCAAACAUCAACGAUGCCGAUCUUGACAAGUUUCCUCCGUCCGAGAUUCCACGCCGCAGGGAGCAUUUGCAGAAUUUGGAGCGGAGAAUCCUUCAUCUCGAGCGGACCCCGAGCCAGGCCAGCCUGGUGAACGAGAUGGAGAAAGGCAUGGUGAUGGGUUCCUCUUCUCCCAAUUGUGGGGGGGCAAACCACGUCCGGGAAUUCUCCUCUGAUGCUAUCAACUCGCUAGUGGCCAAGAAUCCAAAUGGAAAGCAACAUGAGGAAUUUCCGGUGGCAUUCGACGGGUCCUCUGAUUUAGGAGGGGAUGAAGAGAGUAGCAGCGACAGGGUGUACACGAUCGACGCCGUGCACAGUUCCACUCCAACGGUUAGGGUGUGCGAGGAACGUCUAGGAACGCCGAGGGACUUGUUAUCCUUGGGUGACGCCAUCAGCGGCAGAGAGGAGACAGACAUACAGAAGCUCUACAUGAGGCUGCAGGCACUGGAGGCUGAUAGGGAAUCGAUGAGACAUGCAAUCAUGUCGAUGGGGACAGAGAAGGCACAGCUGGUGUUGCUUAAAGAGAUUGCUCAGCAAUUUUAUAGGGAAGCUCCGCCUUCACCUCCACCUGCAAGAAAGCUUGUUAAGAAGCAAUCUUUUCUUGGUCGCUUCUCAUUCAUGUCCGCCAUUAAGGUAAUUGGGAAACUUCACGACUCCCCUUCCAGACAUUGUCUACCUAGUUAUUAGGUUUAAUGUGCAGGAUUUGAACUUUUUUUUCCCCGAAUGAUAAUAGAUAGUUAAGCAUCUCUUGAUCUCAUUAUCCUAUUACAUGAAGUAACGCCUGGAUGUACGUGUGUCCUCUAUUAGACUCAUGUGGCUGUUGUUUUCACCCUGUCAGACUAUGGUUCUUGAACGAAGCGCUAAUGGUUGUGUGGAUUCUUGAGCAGUGAGACUAUGCAGCAUCAUUUUCUUCGUUUGUGGCUGAUCAGUUCCUGCGACUUCGUUUGCAAUGAAAAUUUAACUCAUUCCUCGAGGCAAUAAGACUCACUAAAAUCAUCAAAAGUCACAUCUGAGUGGGAUUGGGGAAGUGGGCAUUGUCGGUUUUUUCGUUUUAGUCGGUUAAUAUAUUUAAUUUAUAGAUUGAUGUUAAAAAUGUGUCCUAACUAGCCUUCUUUGAGAUAAUGCAGGGUAUUAGAAUCUUGACUCAUGUUAAUGUAACCCAUCAGCUGUCUACAUUUAGAGUAUUGACAUGCUGGUUGUUUUAUUUGCUGACUUUGCCGCCAGUCAUUGCACUGGGAGGUGAAUGUGUUGAAAUGCUUUUUUCGAGUAUAGAAACUUAAUUAUUUUGUACGUCUGUUCAAUUGCUUAAAAUUCAUACAUGAAAUCUCAAGAAAUUAAGGGGAGGCAUUCUAUAGCCUUUUCCCCCUCUUGUCAUCAGUUUUAGUUUCUUUGGAAUGUUAAUCUCGACGCAAUGAUGCCUAGGGUUAUUUGUUGGGACAAGAAUUCCUUGGAGAUAUUUGCAGAGUGGUGGUGUUCAUACACCCAUUCAAACAGUGAUUUGGGAGAAAAAAAAUUAGUCUUUAAAUGUCUAACAACGACAAUUUUUUGGGUCGUUGGUUGAGACUGACUCUUUCCCAUCAUCUGCUGUGUUGCAGUGGGCCAUCUCAUUUGUGUUUUGGAGGAAGACUCCGAAUCAGAAGGCUCCAAAUCAGACGAGGUAAGGCCACCUGUGCUUCUUUUUUCUCCUGUUCUUAUUAUCAUCAUCAUUAUCGUCAUUGUUGCAUUGACCACCUGAUGUUGGUGUUCUUUGGCAUCUACAACUCCAGAUAUAUGUUUGAUGAGGGCAGGGUGGGCUUGCUUCUGCUUCUGGAGAAUUCUCCACUGUGGCGACAACAAUGGCAGCUGAGGAUUCUCCCCAGGCUACGAGGCAAGACAGCCAUUGGCUCCAGUCACUGCACAAUACCUUUGAAGUCCCCCUCCUAA